This is a messenger RNA of Aureobasidium subglaciale EXF-2481, 3273 nucleotides long. RefSeq lists its product as uncharacterized. Gene Ontology annotation, cellular component: cytoplasm. Gene Ontology annotation, molecular function: protein binding. The coding region runs from base 1 to 3273 and encodes 1090 amino acids. Lineage: Eukaryota; Fungi; Ascomycota; Dothideomycetes; Dothideales; Saccotheciaceae. The transcript has 3 exons. Gene Ontology annotation, biological process: tRNA methylation. The record is from RefSeq and is a predicted model, not a curated record.
AUGAUCAAACAUGAAUUGCAUCAGGUCCCGGUGACGGCACUGGCCUUAAGUAAGGAUUACUUGUUUGCAGGAGAAGGUCCAGUCCUGAGAAUCCACAGGCGUCACGACAAUCAGCUUCUCCAAUCCAUCAAAGUCUUCUCUUCACAAGCCGUACAUGGCAUAGCCAUAUAUUCUGAAGGCAUCAUCGCCUGGGGUGGUCGUUUGGUCACAUUAUAUGCUUUGACUACAAACGAGUCUUCACCUCUAAGCUUCAUCUCUUCCUUUGAAGCGGCUGAUUGGAUUCUCGAUAUAUCAAUUUCACCUAAGAUAUCUGGUGAGAAGCAACAGGCAGCUUUAAUCACUGCUCACAAUGCUCUUCUUCUACUGGAUCUGGACUUGAAGGCGGGACUAGAUGAGUUGACAUCGAAUUCAAAGUGUAUCCUCUACUCAGCCCACAUCCAUUGGAUCGGCAACGACAAUAUCCUUAUAGCAUCGGGUACGGUCUUUGGGGAUAUCAUUGUGUGGUCAUGUCUCUUGCGAGAGAAUGCCGCGCCCUCUUCGACUCUCCACCAUGUGCUGAUAGGCCACGAAGGCUCCAUCUUCGGUGUUCAGAUAUUCGAAGCGCCAGCACGUAAAGGUCACGCAGGUCCCUCUCGACUGCUUGCUAGCUGUAGCGACGACCGUACCAUCCGCAUAUGGGACAUCACAUCUCUUCCCGAGGCUGCCACCAACCCACAGGCAGCCGCUGACUUGACUUCCGCCCGUGAAACUGGGUUCGGUGCCAACGUAGCAGAUCUUCUUCCGGAUAAUAUCUCGGGUGGGAGAUGUAUCGCCAAAGGCUGGGGUCAUGCCUCUAGGAUAUGGGGUGUGAAGUUCAUUUCAUCUCCAGAUCCUAAAAUCCUCUCUUACGUUGUAUCUUUUGGUGAGGACGCUACUCAUCAAUUCUGGAGUCUUGGUGAGGCAAAUACCGAUGAGUAUGAAUUGUCUCACCUCGGCGGUUCUAGCUUGCAUUCUGGCAAGAACAUCUGGUCGUGGGCUGUGCAUCAAGAUACCUUAGGAGAUGUUACCAUCGCUAGUGGUGGCGCAGAUGGCAGUAUUGCCAUUGAGCCGAAGUCGAUCCCAUUCACCAGCGAAUCGGACCACACUCAGACUUGGUCCAUACAAGUACUCAGUCUAUCGUGUCCUGGCCAAGCGCAAUCCGGACGUCAUGACAAACUGCGGAGUUAUGCUUUCAUCGGAAAAACUGACCUGCUGGUUACCACUGAUACUGGAAACAUACUGUUGUUGACACAAGACAAACAAGGCCAAGCUCAGACAAACUGGAUCUGCAAAGAAGAGAAGCUCCGCGGUUAUUCGGUCGUCACCAGUAUAUCUAGCUUGUCCGUCGCCUUUUUGGCUGGAAGUGACGGCUCUGUCAUGCUUUUUGAUGGCAGAGAUGUCAGCGAGCUAGUAGUAUCUACCAGGAAAACAGCAGCUCUGUUUUCCCAGUGUCUACAUACCCAAUCGACUACUGACCAUCAGAUCGGUCUUUUGGUGGCUAAUGUGGAAGCUAAGACAGCUCUCUUCUCAUUAUUCAACUUGAGCGAUGUCGAGGAUAGUGCUCGGACGGUUGGGCAUGUGACGCAGUGCCGACUUACGUUGCCUAAGGGCUUCGUCACCACAAGCUUUUAUGCCGUCAGUCUUGAUCAGAAAGAAGAAUUGUUGCUCAUUCUGGGCUCCCGUAACGGUUCGGUGGCCAUCUUUCACACAAACACUGCGAUAGAGCGCAACGAUAAUUGGGAACAUGAACAUCUCAUCGCUCGAGCCCAUGGCUUUGAGUCUGUGACAGACCUUGCUUGGCUUGCCGGGCCAGGCUCGGCCGACAGUAGCGGUCACUUCUUUUCGGUCGGUAAAGAUGGUACCUAUGCUAUACAUCACCUGUCGAAGUCAGACUCAGGUGUGAGAACUCGACUUGUCAAUCAGACAACCCUUCCUCUAGGCACAAAUAUUGAAGGUCUUCACAUUGACGAAGAUACUCAACAUCUUCUGGUCUGGGGAUUUCACAGUCGUCAGUUCAUUGUAUAUGAUGCGACUAGUGAAUCUGAGACCAUGAACGUUGACUGCGGCGGUGCAAAUAGGAUCUGGAAAUUUGAGCCUGGAAGCAAAUUGCAAGGCGGUCAUUUUGUCUGGACGCAAGCUUCUCAUCUAUGCCUUUACUCACAGACUCAACUACAUACAAAGAUGCUGAACAGGGGCAAUCAUGGCCGUGAGAUCAAAUCUCUGGCUGUCGCACCCAGAAAUCCGACGAAUGCCGGUGUGCUGUUUGCAACGGGUUCAGAAGACACGGAUAUCAAGCUUUUCCAAUACCGGAACGAGGGCGAGUCGCCCUACUUCCGUUGUUUGAAGACUUUGAGAAAGCACAAUACUGGUAUUCGGCAGCUGGAGUGGUCAUCUGAUGGACACUACCUCUUCAGUAGCGCUGGCUUUGAGGAGUUCUUUGUCUGGAGAGUUGAGACUGCUCCUCUGGUCGAGCUAGGAGUGGUCUGCGAAUCCACGUGUCCUGCCGAAAGUGAAUUGCCUGAUUUGAGAAUCAUGAGCUUCUCGGUUAGGGAAGAAUCUGGCAGUUUUGUCAUUACCAUGGUCCGAUCAGACUCCACUCUGCGGAUGUACCGAUACUGCCCAGGCCAAAUAAACACCUGGAGCAUUCUAAUGGUCGGAAACUAUCUGACAUCGUGCCUCACUCAAUGCCUUCAUAUCAAGAACAGUGAUAAGGUACAGUCGCUCAUCACCGCGGGUACGGAUGGCUACAUCGCUUUCUAUCCCCUCGAGAACGAUUUUUCGACAAAAGCGACCGGAGUAAGCGCUUUAAGUUGGACUUCUCGCGCUAACGUCCAUCAAAAUACGAUACACUCCAUGAAGUUGCAUUGGUUCAACGAAAAGACAUGUUUACUCUUGACUGGAGGUGAUGACAAUGCCAUCGCUUUCUCCAUCUGCGUAUGGAACGCGGCAGAGAAGACGCCACAGGUCAGCACAUUGAUUGUCCCGCAUGCGCAUACCGCUGCUGUUACAGGUGUCGAGAUUCUAGCCUCGUCUACACAAGAUCUACUUACCAUCGCAACAACCAGUAUCGACCAACGAGUCAAGAUUUGGGAAGUGCGCUAUGAUUCUUCCCGAAGGGGUGUCGAUGGCCUAACGGUGAAGAAAAAGGGCAACUACUUCACGGCUGUUGCAGAUGUUUCAAGUCUUGCUGCUCUGGAUGCCACUUCCCUCAUUGUCUGCGGAGUUGGCUUGGACGUUUGGAGCCACAAAGGUUGA